Messenger RNA from Morchella importuna, 1785 nucleotides. RefSeq lists its product as uncharacterized. The record is from RefSeq and is a predicted model, not a curated record. The transcript has 6 exons. Bases 1 to 1785 code for a protein of 594 amino acids. NCBI's taxonomy places the organism in Eukaryota, Fungi, Ascomycota, Pezizomycetes, Pezizales, Morchellaceae.
AUGGACCCCCCCCCCCAAGCCCAAUCGCACCUCCUCCACGAGCUCAAGUCCCACCACAUCCCACUCACCAGCGACGACGUCUCCUGGGCAUUCAGCAACCCCAAGACCGCCGCCCCAGUGAUUGACUGGGUAGAGCGGUACCUAAGCCACGACACCCUCCUCUCUCUCGAGGAAGCCGAGAUCUACAACCACCUGAAAAAGACCGGCGCCCUCACAAAGCUGCAAAAGCAGCAUCCAGGCCUCCACACCGUGCUCGACGGAGCUGCUGCGGCGGCAGACGGCGCAGCUGCGCAGGCAGGGGGCGGCGGUGGGGGGAUGAAGACGAAGCUGCGGGAGGAGGCGGGGAGGGGGAGGAGCAUGGAGGAGCGGCGGAGGAGGAGGUGGAAGGCGGAGAUGGAGGGGGAGCAGAAUGCUAUUGAUGAUUUGCUGGGGAUACUGCGGGAGGAGGUUGCAGACUUUCGGCGGGACGGGAGGGCGUCGGCGGUGGAUGUGGAGCGGGUGGAGAGGAUGCUGCAGAGUGAUGACAGGGUGCUUGGGCGGCUGGGCCGGCUGGCGGACGGGGUUAUCGUCAGUGGGGACGAUGAAGCUGGGGGAAACGAGGUUGUCGAGAGGGUCACGGUGCUGGUCAAGAAGCUAUCAACGCUGUCUGCCGCCGCACUAAAGGCCCGGCUGGACCGCAUGUUCCUCGAAAUCGUCAACCCGAAAAACAACACCACCACCAAUCCAGCGGAUGCAGACGCCAUUGCGGAGCUCAAGCAGGACCUGGGAAGUCUAUACUCCGAGAUACCCUCGGUGGCGCAGAUGGCCGCGGAGCAGGAAUACCUACGGCCAGUUAUCAAGGAAGUCGAGAACGGGAAGAAGAAGGCGAGUGAAGGGCUACAAGUUGGCGGCGCAUAUAUUUGCGACGUGCUAGCGCACCUGCAGAAACGCAACGCCUCCGCCGCCCAAAAGCUGCAGCGCGACCUCGCGAAAGCACGCGCGAUAGCGCAGAUAAUCGCCACCAUCGAACAAGAGUCCCACUCACCGCUCACCAAGCACUCCGCAGCCCCACCCCCACCAGCAGCAAACGACGACACCCCUCCCCCUUCUUCCUCCGCCCGCCCCGCAACACCAGUCAAGAACCCACACCCACACCCCUUCAAAAACAUGCCCAUCUUCACCCCACCCACCCGCAGCCACCGCCGCCGCAGCGGAAGCCUCGGCGGAAACGCCGCCACAGCCGUCACCGCCGACGACGAGCUCCCGGAGCUGAGAAUGCUCACGCUCCUAGGCGUCCCCGUGCCCUCCGCCCCGGCGCAGACUGCCAGCGCGUUAUUCGCCUCGCCUGUCAAAGGCGGCAGCCCCGCAACAUCCUCCCAAGAGCCGCCGGCGGCAGCAUCGAAAUACACAUACCUACCCACCCACAUACGUCAGCAAUCCACCAAGCUGCAGACGCAGGAGUCGGCAGACGUCUCUGCCUCGUCCGAGAUCCGCAGCGCCGUCGACGAGUUCUGGAAUGUCUCCAGGACCGCGCAGCAGGCGUUGGUGUGGGCGAAUGUGUUUCCACCUGUGGGGAGGCGGCGCGGGGUGAUGGGGUUUGUGGCGGAGGAGCUGGUGGAGGGGCUGGAGGGGGUGGAGAGGCGGGUUGGUGGUGUUGCGGGCAGGAUGGGGGGGCUUGGGAGGGGGCUGGAGGAGUUGCAGAGGAGCGGGGGGGACUUGGUGGGUGGGGGGGGGAGAAGAGGGGGUUUGUGGAGAGGUGGGGGGGGCAUUGAUGUGGGGGGCUGUGGGAUUUGGGGGGGGGCGUAA